Molecule: messenger RNA, 1341 nt
Organism: Monoraphidium neglectum
Lineage: Eukaryota; Viridiplantae; Chlorophyta; Chlorophyceae; Sphaeropleales; Selenastraceae
Product: zinc-nutrition responsive transporter
Exons: 7
Coding region: 1-1341 (446 amino acids)
Biological process (GO): zinc ion transmembrane transport
Cellular component (GO): plasma membrane
Molecular function (GO): zinc ion transmembrane transporter activity
Source: RefSeq, a predicted model, not a curated record
AUGGACGCGCAGGACGCUAUGCUGACGGCACGGAGAGCGUUGAUGGGCCUCGGCCACUUGCAGACCAGCGGCGCCGCAGACGCCGACCACCCCCUAGAGGAGCACGAGGCUGCCGCGGGCGCCGACCGCGGCACCUUGGACGUCCGAAUUGUCGCCAUUUUCGCCAUCGCCGCCGGCGCGCUGCUAUGCGGCCUCCCGCCGCUCUUCCUGCGCGCGUUCCAGAGCCCAGACGCGCCCUUUGCGCGGAUAGCACGCGCGUUCGCCGGCGGCAUCAUCCUCGCGCUCGCCCUGGUCCACAUCAUCCCAGAGGCGGUCAUGGAGCUAUCGGAGAUCGUCGACUUUCCUAUUGGCGGCGUGGCCGUGCUGGUCGGCAUCUUGGCGCUGGUCAUAAUGGACUCCUCCCUGACGGCCCUGUGGGCGCCAAAGGAUUACAAGGAGCAGCUGCGCGCAGGCGUGGCCUCCGGCAGCGGCAGCAGUGGCGGCGGCGCGGCCACGGUCAAGGCCCUCAGGAGCGCCUGCGGCCACGGUCACAGCCACGGCAGCAGCGGUGGCGGCGGCGGUGGGAAGCCCCAGGCUGCGGCGGCGGCGGCGGCGCACCAGCGCGAGCUGCAUGCUCAUGCGGGCGGGGAUGCCCACACCCAUGCAGAUGACCAGGGGUCCCACGACCACGGCCACAGCCACCACAGCAACCACCACAAUGACAGCGGCGACGACGCGGCCGAAAAGGGCGCCGUCUCGGCGAAGGAUCUGAUCUCGGCGGCCGAGGAGGGCGCCGCCGCGCAUGCGCCGCACACGCACUCCUGCACGAGCAGCCUGACGGCGCAGCGGUGGCUGGGGUCGGCCGGGGCGCUGGGCAAUGUGAAGCAGCGGGUGACGGCGUACACCAUGGAACUGGGGUGCAUCUUCCACAGCAUCAUCAUUGGUGUGGGUGUGGGCGUCAUCACCAGCGAGCGGCAGCUGGUCAUUGUACUCAUGGUCGCCCUCAUCGUCCACCAGGGCCUGGAGGGUAUGUCCCUCGGCACAGUGCUCGCCCUCACCCACUUCCGCCUCGCAAAGAAGGUGGCCAUGGUGGUGCUCUACUCACUCACAACCAGCGCCGGCAUUGCCAUCGGCAUCGCGGCCAGCGCGACGUACGACCACGACGGCGUGACCAGCAAGGCGGUGCAGGGGACGCUCAACGGCGUGUCGGGCGGCAUGCUGCUCUACAUCUCCAUGUACCAGCUGAUUGCUGAGGAGUUCAGCCGCGAGGACCUGGUGGUGAAGGCGCGCCUGCGGCUGGGCAUGAUCGGCGGCCUGCUGAUGGGCGCGGCCUGCAUGUGCGUGCUCGCGAUCUGGAGCUGA